This is a messenger RNA of Cyanistes caeruleus (blue tit), 7710 nucleotides long. Its product is annotated as putative N-acetylated-alpha-linked acidic dipeptidase. Gene Ontology annotation, cellular component: plasma membrane. Gene Ontology annotation, molecular function: carboxypeptidase activity. The record is from RefSeq and is a predicted model, not a curated record. Lineage: Eukaryota; Metazoa; Chordata; Aves; Passeriformes; Paridae.
UUCCUCAUCGGCUGGUUUGCAAAACCUACAGAUCAGAAGACAUCUCUGAGUACUCAUGAGGACAUGAGGACAGCAUUUAUGGCUGAAAUGAAAGCAGAAAACAUCAAGCAAUUUCUUUACAAUUUUACACAGCUUCCUCACCUAGCAGGAACAAAGGAAAAUAUGCAUCUGGCACAGCAAGUCCAAGCUGAGUGGAAGAAAUUUGGUUUGGAUUCAGUUCAGUUGGUUCAUUAUGACGUCUUGCUCUCUUACCCUGAUGACACUAAGCCCAACUACAUCUCAAUAAUUGAUGAGCAUGACAAUGAGGUUUUCAACACAUCAUUGUCCGAGCCUCCUCCUCCAGGAUAUGAGGCUGUUAGAGAUGUGGUGCCACCCUACAGUGCCUUUUCAGCCCAAGGAAUGCCUGAGGGUGAGUUGGUGUAUGUGAAUUAUGGCCGCACUGAGGAUUUCUUUACGUUAGAACGUGAAAUGGGAAUUAACUGUACAGGAAAGAUUGUUAUUGCCAGAUAUGGGAAGAUCUUCAGAGGAAAUAAGGUGAAGAAUGCUGAAUUGGCAGGUGCCAAGGGAAUUAUUCUGUACUCUGACCCUGCUGACUACUGCGCUCCUGGAGUAGAUCCUUAUCCAAACGGCUGGAACCUUCCAGGUGGAGGAGCCCAGCGUGGGAAUGUAUUAAACCUGAAUGGGGCAGGGGAUCCUCUGACUCCAGGUUAUCCUGCAAAAGAAUACAUGUACCGAUUAGACAAAACCAGUGGUGUAGGCCUCCCAAAAAUUCCAGUUCAUCCUAUUGGCUAUCAUGAUGCAGAGUCAUUACUGAGUAAUAUGGGAGGACAGGCACCACCUCAUAGUAGCUGGAAAGGAAAUUUGAAUGUAUCUUACAACGUUGGUCCUGGUUUUACAGGAAAUUAUUCUACAAGAAAGGUGAAAAUGCACAUUCAUAGCAACAAUGAAGUAAGAAGGAUUUACAAUGUGAUUGGUACCAUCAGAGGCACAGUGGAACCAGACAGAUACGUCAUCCUGGGAGGCCACCGUGACUCAUGGGUGUUUGGUGGCAUUGAUCCUCAGAGUGGGGCAGCUGUGGUUCACGAGAUUGUGAGGAGCUUUGGAAAACUGAAAAAGAAAGGAUGGCGACCAAGGAGAACAGUGAUAUUUGCAAGCUGGGAUGCAGAGGAAUUUGGCUUGUUAGGAUCAACAGAGUGGGCUGAGGAAAAUGCCAAAAUAUUGCAAACACGGGGAGUGGCUUAUAUCAAUGCAGAUUCUUCUGUUGAAGGAAACUACACACUGCGAGUGGAUUGCACACCACUGAUGUAUAGUCUGGUUUACAGUCUGACUAAAAAGAUACCAAGUCCUGAUGAGGGGUUUGAAGGAAAAUCUCUUUAUGAGAGCUGGUAUAAAAAAAAUCCAUCAAGCGAAUAUAAGGAGGUUCCCAGAAUAAAUAAACUGGGUUCUGGCAAUGACUUUGAAGCAUUUUUUCAACGUCUUGGCAUUGCUUCAGGCAGAGCGCGUUACAGUAAAAAUUGGAACACAGAAAAAUACAGCAGCUAUCCAGUUUACCACAGUGUCUAUGAAACCUAUGAAAUUGUGGAACAGUUUUAUGAUCCCACGUUCAAGAAUCAUCUGACAGUCGCUCAGGUACGGGGAGGGCUGGUGUUUGAAUUGGCCAACUCUGUUGUGCUUCCUUUUGACUGUAGAGAUUAUGCAUCAGCUGUGAGCAACUAUGCUCACAUCAUCUAUAAUUUGUCAAGGAAUCACGAAGAGGAGCUGGCAACAUACAAUGUAUCCUUUGAUGCUCUGUUUUCAGCUGUGAAGAAUUUUACAGAAGUUGCUGCUAGCUUUCAUGAGAGACUGCAACAAAUAGAUAUCAAUAACCUGCUUACUGUCCGGUCACUAAAUGAUCAGCUCAUGUUUCUAGAAAGGGCUUUCAUCGACCCUCUUGGAUUACCUGGCAGGCCAUUCUAUAGACAUGUUAUCUUUGCUCCAAGCAGCCACAACAAGUAUGCAGGAGAAUCCUUCCCAGGAAUCUAUGAUGCCAUGUUUGAUAUUGAAAGCAAAGCUGAUCAGCAUGAAGCCUGGGAAGAAGUGAAGAGGCAGAUUUCCAUUGCAGCCUUCACUGUGCAGGCAGCAGCAGAAACACUGAAAGAAGUAGCAUAAAUAUGAACAAUAUAGGCAUCAAUGAAGACUAAAUGUGACAGUUUACAGAAGCCUUAAAAAUGGAGCGCUUGAAAACACUAGGAGGAUUAUGACAAAGAACACAAAUUAAAAAAAAUCUUGGUCUUUGCAAAUAAUAUACCCAAGUGGAAUGCAUUUAGUAAUGUUAACAAGGUAAUGUACUCCAUUUUCAGAGCUCAGGAUUUAGAUAUCUUCUGAAUUGAGACAGAUAAUGUUUCAGGUUUUCUCUCAGCUUUGUAUUUUAAGAAUUGCUAACCACUGGAUUUACUUCCAGAGUUUUGAAUUUUUCUAGCUUGAUUAUUAUAGUGAUCUCCAUAGUUAUUCAGGAAAACAGAAUUCAUUUCAUGUUUCUGUCAGUUACUAAUUUGGUUGUUAUCUUUUUGUUAUUUACCCUGGGUAUGCAUGAUUAUACCUCAAGACAGGCCUCUCAGCCCUCCUUUUCCACAAAGAUUGAGAUGGAUAUGGAGAUGGGAAAACUGUCUCAUACCAUAUGCAGGAUGGAUAAUAAUUGUAACAAGUUUGGGGCAGCUGGCCCAGAAUACUCAUCCAUGACAUUCUUUUCCUCACAUGCUGAACCUUGCAGCUGAUUGCAGAUAAAUUUAAGCAAGAAGCUUUUAGUCACUGGAAUAAAAACAAGGCAAUACAUCUUGUCAGACAUAUAGUCAUCUCACAAAAUGUCGUUCAAGAUGAAGACCCCAUUGUUAUUCUUUUAACCAAAAUCUACCCUUGCUAUGCCUUGUCCCUCUGGAGGUGUUUUAAAUAUGAAGACAGAAGCAAAGAAUAUUCAUCAUGUCCUAAGUUACAAAGGAUACCAAAUUAUUACCAUUUUCAUAAAGUCUGUAUAUCUGAUUAUCAUGUGCUGCUUACUCUUACGAUGGACCAUAACUGUCUUGGGACAACCAAGAUCAGACAGAUAAGACUCAGAAAAUAAGAUCCCUUCAUCUGAAAUUUUGCCACUGGACUAUUACUAACCUCUAGUUCAGCUAGUAUUUUGUGUGAUUUGAUGUGCCAUAUUAGCUGAGGCCUCUACCAUGUCUUAAACUACUGUCCUGUGAUCUGAUGGUUUUCAGUACCACAGCAUAUUAUUUUCUUUAGCAUGAGGCUUCAUUUAAUCAUAAAUAUUUCUGCACUUCACAUUAAAGCCUUUCAGACAUGUUACUAUAAUUAAAUCAUUAUUUUGCUUAACUGUUGGUCUUUCUGCUAAAAUAAUCUAGUUUGCCAGAUAAUGGGAAAUGCUCUUAUACCCAUAGUUAUUGCCCAGUUACUUUCACAUUUUUUAUGAAACUGAUUGGAGUAAAAUGAUGAAGAUGUCUUCCCCGGAUCCAGUGCUGAUAGGAGACAUUGCUGACUCUGUUUUGUCACUGCUGGCUGCUCUACUACUCCACUUUUACCAGUGGAGAAUUCAUGACAUCAUAAUCCACCUCUGAAAAAAAUUAGUCAGCUUAGUUUGGUUACCUUACCCUAGAUGAUUUUUUAUGCAGCAAUCAGGACAAUGAUAAGCCAAAUCCACUAGGCAGACGGGAGUAGCAAUAAACAGCUCCUGUUGACCAGGUGGAUGCAAUAACAAUGUUUUUCUUUUGCUGAGGAGGAUAAAUUGAAGUGUCAAACUCCAAAAUUGUGGGUAUCUUUUCCUAUGUGACCUGUAUGCUGCUCCAGCAACUUUUUCUUUCAGUCCAGAAGACAUAAUUUUUUAAUCUCUGGCCUAAGCAUAGCAUUGUUUCAUUUAAGUUUUUUGGAAAUAGUUAGCAGAUAAUAUACAAUGUCCUGGCCCAGGACCACACAAAAUACAGAAGUAGUUACAUUCUUAGACUACAGAAACAUCCAUUAAAAAAAAAAUCUAGGCCUGUUCCCUAACCACUGCAGGGAUGAGGAUACAGGAACAGAAAUUUUCUCUCUCCUGUUGACUACGAGCUGGGGACAUAGGCUUGUGUGAACCUCAUGAAGUUCAAUGGGUGCUGCACCUGGGCCAGGGAAAUUCCAAGCACAAAUCCAGGCUGGGCAGAGAAUGGAUUGAGACUAGCCCUAAGGAGAAAGAUUUGGAGGUGUUUGUGGAUGGGGGAAGCUCAUUGUGACCUGGCAAAGUGCACUCGUGGUCCAGAAAGCCAGCUGCAUCCUGGGCUUCACCAGGAGAGGUGUGGCUGUCAGGCUGAGGGAGGGGAUUCUGUCCCUCUGGUCUGCUCUCGUGAGAUCCCAUCUGCAGUGCUGUGUCCAGCUCUGGGGCCCCAAUAUAAGAAAGACCUGUUGUAAGGAAUCUAGAGAAGAACCAUUAAAUCACAGGCCUGGAGUACCUCUGCUGUGAAGACAGGCUGAGAGAGCUGGGGCUGUUCAGCUUGGAGAAGAGAAGACUAAGGAGACCUCAGAGCACCUUCCAAUACCUAAAGAGCCUAAAGAAGGCUGGAGGGGGACUUUUUAUAAGGAUGUGUGCAAUAGGACAGGGAGGAAUGGCCUUAAGGUGUCCCUGUGUUCAGUGCACAGUCCUUUACUCUCUCAGCCUCACUGGUUACACUCCUCUUGUGGAAAAAGGGGUCAAAGUUUGCAAGCUGCACUUGUCAGCUGCCAGCAAUGUAAACUUUUAGUUGGAAUCUGAUAAUGGUCUCCUGAAGCUCAAGAUAAGAAAGACUCUGACUCAAAAGAAUUAACAUCUACUAGUGUUUUAAUCUGAUGGAAAGACUGAAGAGGCCGUGAGAGAGUUCAAGGGACUGUACAACUGGCAGAGUCAGAAGGAAACUACUGAUUUGAAAUUGUGGUUGAACAUUACCCUGUUGCUAGUUUUCCUGCCAGGGCUGUCUUUCCCACAGAUCAGGGUCUCUUGAUCUCUCAAACCACAGGUUCAACCUUUAGUCAGACAGUAGGUCAAGCAGCACAACAGUGCUGUAUCUUUCUUGCUGCAGAUAUAAAGCUUUAGGGCCCAGUUACUGAGCAACUACAACCUACGCUUUACAAGCCCUGGCAUUCAUUCUGUGUUUCACAUACCAUUACUGCCUUUACUAGUUGGCUGAAUAGCAGAAUGAUGCAUUCAACACACAAAUGCUUGCUAGUUUUGCAUUUGGCAUGUGUAUCCUUGCCAGUUUUUGAGCUUUUUUAGUUUACCAGGCAGUUAUGUGUUUAGUUAGUUAUGUAGGUAGAGUAUAUGUAGCUACCUGCAAGGGCUCCUAGCUUCAGCUGAACCUCACUCUGGUUUUCACUGUCAGAAUGAGGAAUUCUCACUACUCCUGAACUCAGCAUGAGGCAUAUGCAGUAACUAAUAAUUUUCAUGAUAAUUCUAAAACUGAUACUAAUUCAAAGAAGUACAGUAUGUUCAGGAGUUAAUGGUGUGGACCCUUUUUCUCACCUGUGCUAAGAAAAGGAGUCUUUUUACACUGUAAUAUUUCCACAGUUUGUUUUGCAUGAUUUCUCUGACUACUUUGGGUUGGUCUUAUCUCCUUUUAGCCUCGAACCUUUGAUUAAGUGGGUGUUUUCAAAAUUGAGUAAAAUACUCAGCUCUUAUCAGAAGUGCACUUCUAGAGGUAUCUCACACUGGUAAUAUCUUAGUUCUAGCUGGAAAAGCCCCAUGUAAAACAACAGCUGUGGCUGAUGGAUGUGGCCUUGAUUUUGCCAGGAAAGGACUCAAAGGAAGAUGAGUCUUUUGGGCUACUGAUCAUCUCAAGAGCUCUGAGGUCUCUCCUUGGGUAUGAAAUGAGAUGAUCAGUAACAGCUAAGGGUAAGAUGAAGUUUGGGUUGGAGCAGCUUCUUCCACUUUCUCACACAUGUGACUUUCCAUUCCUGACAUGCUUUAUUUUGGAUCUCAAAUGUCAGGAUCAUUUUUCCCUGACUCCAGUUAUUCUGAGGAACAUUUGUAAGACUUUAUACUACACCUUUGGCUUUAUGAUUGAGUAAUGUGUGCGUAUAUGUAUGCAUGCAACCAAAUCUCAUCUUGCUUCUGUUCCACCUGGGUGAAUGGUAGAUACUCAGCCUUCAUAUGCUGAUUUUCUUCCAAGGAGUUUGUAGGUGAGACAACUCGGGGAUACUCCCACAACCAGUCAGCAGGCAAAUACAGAAUGUUUGUAUAUAAAACAGAUACGAUCCCAGGGGGACAACAAAAAUUCUUGUGUAGUAAUGUCAAUCUUUCCACUGGCCUCCACAGCACACCAGGCUGAUUCAUAGAAUACAAUACAGCAACUUGGGUUGGAAGGGUCCUCCAAAUACCAUCUAGUCCUCUCCCCCUCCGCAGUGAGCAGGAAUAUCUUCAACUGGACCAGGUGGUUCAGACACCUGUCCAAAUGACUGUGAAUGUUUCCAAGGAUGGGGAAUCCACCACCUUCCUUGGAAACUUGUGCUAGUGACUCACCACCCUCACUGUAAAUAAAUUCUUCUUUAUAUCUAGUCUGAAUCUACCCUCUUUUAGUUUGAAACUGUGACUUGACCAAUUGCUACAGACCCUACUAAAAAGUCUGUCCCCAUCUAGAAUGGGUUUGUGUGGCAGCAUUUUCAUAGUGAGGGGCUACAGUGGUGGCUUCUGUGAGGAUCCCUGGAACCUCCCCCUGUAUCUGGCAGAGCUAAUGCAAACCAGCUCUGAGAUGGCUUCUGGGCAAGGCUGAGCCCAUCAGUGGUAGUGGCACCUCUGGGAUAACAGAUUUUAGAAGGGAAAGAAAGUUACUGUGCAGAAGCAAUUAGAGUCAGACUAGGGAGGAGUGAAAAAUGUGUGAGAGGAACAGCCCUGCAGACCCCAAGGAUAGUGCAGAAAGAGGGGAAGGAGGUGCUCCAAGUGUCAGAGCAGAGAUUCCUCUGGAGCCCAUGGUGCAGGUCAUGGUGAGCAUCCUGGCUGCACAGAGCAGUAUUCAGAAGUCUCACCUGACCUGUAGUUGUUGCCCCAGACCAGGACACAAAUUUUGCCCUGUACAGAUUUGCUCUGUCUAAAGGUUUAGGACCCUCUGAGCUCUUUAGGAGCUCCCAAAUGGUACUGGCUAUUUUUCUGUCAGAAAAUCAACAUUCUCAGUACAGAAUAAUUCAAGUGCCUAAAGUUAGGUGCUUAUCACACUUUUGAUACCCUAUGAUGUCUGGCCUGAUCCCAGGAUGGCCCCUGUGUUGCAUAUGUCAGCCCUAAGGCACAAAGGACUUGGGAGUAAAGAAGAUUAAGCUGAAAAAAAUGGUUGCAAUGAAGACAUCUUAAUUUUUCUCACCAUCCAAGUCUAUUUUAUUUUGUAAUAAAUUACUUUUCCCUGAGUGGAAUCUAUUUUGCUAAUGAUGGUAAUCAGCAAGCGAUACACUUGUGUUCAUUUCAACCCAUGAGCUUUUUCAUCUUAUUUCCUGCCCCAGUCUUGUUGAGGAGGGCCUGUGGUUAAAAGUGGAUUUACACUGUACAUUAUACUUGCAUUUAAUUGUAAUAUAAUAUACCCCACAUAACCCAUGCUAUGUAGGAACAUAUCACAACUAAUAACUAAUGGUAAUAGGACUUUAAGUGGUAGAAGCCAUUUGGCUGCUGCUUCUUGUUCAACCUCAGCAUUGUUAAUGCCCCUGUCACUUUAAAAAGACAUUCACGUAGAAAUAAAUGCAUUUCAUACAGUC